UCAGAAUAAUGAAAGAUGUCGCGUACAGAGUGUCAUGGAGUCCAUGUUGGACGGUGUGUUCUGUUGUAGUUUAUGUGGGAAGAUGAAACGAAAGUUGAGAUUAUGUUUACAUUAAGCGAUGCCAUAACGGAGGAACUGUAUAGAGGAGAAGAUGUCAAGAAGUUCCACGAACAGUGGAAUCCUCAAUCUGGAUCGAGAAUUUGGACUAUUCCUGGUCACGUGUUAUAUACGAGUAUAGAUGGUCGAUGCUUAAAAUCAUGUGAUGUUUGUCCGUCCGAAGUAAAUACAGAAGAAAAGAAUUUGGAUUCAAACUUCGUUCCUAAAUCUGGUUACGUAUUUGAUAUUUGUGUAAUCCGAGAAAAUAACCCAACUCGCAUAUUUGUAGUUUUAUCGACAGGGAACGUGGAUGUAUAUCAGUACUGCCAGUCGAAUUAUGAAUGGACUUCAGUAGGGCAUUUUAACUUGUUUACUAAUGAAAAAAUCAAAUUGAAUUGGGUAUUCUUUCACCAUCGCCUCAAUUCUAUUAUAUGGUGCGAGAGAUGUGAAGAUGCUAAAGAAAAUGCAAAUUGUUCUUUGUUCAAAAGAAAUCUUCCAUUAGAAGAUGGUAUUGAAAUUUCCGAUACAACUAUCGAACCAGUUUAUCCACUUUUAUCUAAUUGCCCAAAAUUAGAAAUUACUGCCGUUGGAGACAGCUUUUGUCUUGUACCAAAAUUGUCUAAACAGACAUCCAUCUAUGUGAUAUGCAGUCAGGGAUUCCAGUUUAGAUUGUGUGAUUUAUGUGGAGAGUUUCCGUGGAAAAGCCUUAGAUAUGAUGCUCUACCCGAUUCUCCGGUAGAUUUUUUAAUGCUUAUAACCAGAAAUCUAAGAAUGUGGAAAUAUCCCGAUACAAAGUACAGAUUAUGCCGUUCAUUAAACACUUCGUCGGAAAAAAUUUCUUUUCUUUUCAAUAACACUUUAGCAAUAUUUGUAAAUAGUUCUGGAGAUAUUUGUAGUAAAAAGAAUUUAUUCAAAUUUACAGGUGAUGUAAAAGAUUGUUUUCUACACAAACAGUUAAUGUUUAUAUUUACUGAAGAGAAAUUGUACAUAUGUUGUACAGAAACAGGUACCUGUUUAGAAUCUUUGGAUUUACCUUAUAUUGGUCCUCCAGGUGGUAUUUGGUAUUACUGUUCUUCUAUUCCUCUAUUGGGAGUAUAUACAGAUCAUACAAUUUAUCAGCUACGAUAUAAAUCAAUUGAAGAAAUUAUUAAUUCUUCCACUUUUUCUAAUGAAAAAUCACAUAAAUGCUUACUGCCAGAACAGUUUCAACUUCUAGCUUUAAUUCAAGAACUAAUUGAUGAAAAUGCAACGAAUAUCAAUAUUUAUCUACCUUCUCAAUUACAUCACUAUAUUCAAAGCAAAGCUUUAUUGCUUGCAGCACUACAUUGGCACAGAAAUAAAGAAUCAAACAUACUUAGAUAUCAGUUGCCUGAUAUACAGAGUCUGAUGUGUUCUCGUGAAAGUCACUGGCCGGGAAAAGAAACAAAGUUACGAAAAUUACUCAAACAGCAAGUAGAUUGCUUUUGUUCAAUUGAAAGAGAAAAAUGGAAAUUUUUUCAUAAUUAUGUAAAUAAAUAAUUUUGUAAAUGCAUUAUUAUAAAUAAUUUUAUUUAAAAUAAUGCAUUUUUUUUAUUUUUGAGCUUAUA
This is a messenger RNA of Centruroides sculpturatus (bark scorpion), 1682 nucleotides long. RefSeq lists its product as uncharacterized. The record is from RefSeq and is a predicted model, not a curated record. Gene Ontology annotation, cellular component: BLOC-2 complex; lysosomal membrane. Gene Ontology annotation, biological process: melanocyte differentiation; protein localization to membrane; lysosome localization. The transcript has 2 exons. Lineage: Eukaryota; Metazoa; Arthropoda; Arachnida; Scorpiones; Buthidae. Bases 73 to 1614 code for a protein of 513 amino acids.